AUGUCUGGAUUAAAUAAGACUAUGGUAACAGAGUUCAUUCUUUUGGGCUUUCCCAACCUUGCCCAGUUCCAGCCUCUAUUCUUUGUGGUGCUUUUGCUUAUUUAUAUGGUGACCCUCCUGGGGAACAUCCUCAUCAUCCUCACCACCAUAGUGGAUCCUGCCCUUCACAGCCCCAUGUACUUGUUUCUCCAGAACUUAUCUCUUCUGGAUAUCUGCUUUACGCUAGUGGUUGUUCCCCAGCUCUUUUCCAACCUCCUUACCGAGAAGAAAUCGAUCUCUUUCAUAGGCUGUAUGGCACAGAUGUUUUUCUUUUUCUCCUUUGGCACUGUGGAGUGCUUUCUUCUAGCUGCCAUGGCCUAUGAUCGCUAUGUUGCUAUAUGCAACCCUCUGCACUACAGGAACAUUAUAAACAGAAGGGCCUGUACCCAAGUGCUGCUGGCUCUGUGGCUCUCAGGGAUUCCYGUGGGGACGCUGCAGACCGCAUGGCUCUUCAGCCUCCCAUUCUGUGGACCUAACAAAGUGAACCAUUUCUUUUGCGAUGGGCCACCAGUGCURGAGCUGGUGUGUGCAGACACCUCCCUCUUUGAGACAUAUUCCCUCACAGCCACAGUCAUCAUUAUCAUGUCUCCAUUUGUGCUGAUUCUGGGGUCAUACAUCUGCAUCCUCCACACUGUCCUGAAGAUGAACUCUGCAGCAGGGAGGCACAAAGCCUUUUCUACUUGCUCUUCUCAUCUCAUAGUGGUCACCCUGUUGUAUGGCACUGGUAUUCUGGCAUACAUCCAGCCCAGAUCUGAUUACUCACCAGACAUCAAGAAGUUGUUAUCUCUUUCGUACACUGUAGUUGCACCAACUUUAAAUCCCAUAAUCUACAGCCUGAGGAACAAUGAGGUGAAAGAAUCCCUUUGGAGAACCCUGGGGAGGAAAACUGUCAUCACUCCUUUUAAUAUGCAUAUUCUGUUUUAA
Molecule: messenger RNA, 963 nt
Organism: Nothoprocta perdicaria
Lineage: Eukaryota; Metazoa; Chordata; Aves; Tinamiformes; Tinamidae
Product: olfactory receptor 10A7-like
Exons: 1
Coding region: 1-963 (320 amino acids)
Biological process (GO): G protein-coupled receptor signaling pathway
Cellular component (GO): membrane
Molecular function (GO): G protein-coupled receptor activity; olfactory receptor activity
Source: RefSeq, a predicted model, not a curated record